AUGACCGAAGCGGAGGCUGCAGCGGCGGAGCAGGAGGAGAGCCUGGCCGAGGGCCGGGUUCCCGGCUCCAACAGCCACCUAAUCGACGAGGGGGAGCCGGAGGACAAGCGGCCGAAUGGAACCUUCCAGGCCGCGGCGAACGGGGACCCGCUGCUCGGCAAGGCCGCCGCCCCCGCCCUGGGGAGCUUUGACAAGUCCCAGCUGGGGGAGGAGGAGGAGCCCCAGGCCCGGCUGGUGCCGCUGCUUCUCCGCGGCGGCGGCGAGGCCGAGGCCGGGCCUCAGCAGGGGCCCCGCGCCGUGCGCACCGCGCUGUCCCCGCGGCGCUUCGCGGUGCUGCUCAUCUUCAGCCUGAACUCGCUGGUCAACGCCUUCCAGUGGAUCCAGUACAGCAUCAUCAGCAACGUCUUCGAGCACUUCUACGGCGUGCCCCUGACGGACAUCGACUGGCUGUCCAUGGUCUACAUGCUGGUCUACGUGCCGCUCAUCUUCCCCGCCGCCUGGCUGCUGGACCGGUGCGGCCUGCGCCCCACCGCCCUGCUGGGCUCGGGCUUCAACGCCCUGGGCGCCUGGGUCAAGUGCGGCAGCGUGGGCCCCAACCUCUAUUGGGUCACCGUGCUGGGCCAGCUGCUGUGCUCCGUGGCGCAGGUGUUCAUCUUGGGCUUGCCCUCCCACGUAGCCUCCGUGUGGUUCGGGCCCCGGGAAGUGUCCACGGCCUGUGCCACGGCAGUGCUGGGGAACCAGCUUGGUGUUGCAGUUGGUUUUUUAUUACCACCAGUUUUGGUGCCCAACACAAAGAACGACACUGCUCUUAUGGCACACAAUAUCAGCAUCAUGUUCUAUGGAACAGCAUCAGUUGCCACAUUUUUAUUCAUACUAACGUUAAUAGCAUUCAAAGAAAAGCCUCCAUUUCCACCAAGUGAAUCUCAAGCAGUUCUCCAACAUAGUCCCCCAGAGUAUUCCUAUAAACAAUCAAUAAUGAAUUUAUUUAAAAAUAUUCCCUUUGUGCUUUUGCUAAUUAGUUAUGGUAUUAUGACUGGGUCAUUUUAUUCAGUCUCAACACUAUUAAACCAAAUGAUCUUGACAUAUCAUGAGGGAGAAGAAGUCAGUGCGGGACUGAUUGGACUUACUUUAGUUGUAGCAGGAAUGGUGGGCUCCAUUCUUUGUGGCUUGUGGCUGGAUUACACCAAAUCAUACAAACGGACCACUCUAAUAAUUUACAUAUUGUCUUUUAUUGGAAUGGUUAUAUUUACUUUUACCUUGAAUGUUGGACGCCUUAUCAUUGUGUUUAUUACUGGAGGAGCACUUGGCUUCUUCAUGACUGGUUAUCUCCCCUUGGGUUUUGAAUUUGCUGUUGAAAUCACAUACCCUGAAUCUGAAGGCACUUCAUCAGGUCUUCUGAAUGCUUCUGCACAGUUAUUUGGAAUUUUUUUUACAUUGGCUCAAGGAAAGCUUAUUUCAGACCAUGGCCCUUAUGCUGGGAAUCUUUUCCUUUGUGCAUGGAUAUUUUUAGGAAUCAUUUUAACAGCACUAAUCAAAUCUGAUCUGAAAAGACACAGUGUAAAUUUAGGAACUCGGAACACAGAUAUUAAAGCUGUGCCUGUCAACAGUCCUGAAGAGUGAAAAUCAAAAAAUGUUAUGUUGGUCAAACAAUCAAAAUCAAAAAUUUGAGAUGAAUGGAAAAGUUCAGUACAGAAUAAUGUGCAAAUUUUGUGUAAUACUAAGCAGGAUCAAUUGUAAUAAUCAGAUCUGUGUAUGAGCAGUCAGAAUUGAUCUACAAGUUAUGGGAGAUGGAACUUUACUUGAAAAUAAUUAUGUGAAUUAUAAAUGCACAACUACUUUUGCCUAAAAGAUGUUACAUUUUAGCACUAUUUGUUAUUUAUCAAAUGGUUUUACAUUUUUUAAAAUAGCACAUCUCUGAAAAUAUGGGCAUUUCUGCAUUUACUUUUCGAAAAUGGAAUAUUUUUCUAUUUUUUUUUAAACUGUGAGAGUAGCAGUAGAGGGUAUAUUCUCAUUUAAUAGAUUUAGGAUACCCUUUCAACUUCUUUUCUAAGACCUCAGUAGAAUAAUGGUAUUAAAUUCUCCUUUAGCAAUGGAAAAACAAAAUGCUCUUAGUAUUUUCUUAUGUGUGUAGAUGAAAAUCAGGUAGCCUGGUGUCAGUGAAGAAAGAAUUAACCUUGGAUUUAGGAAGACCUAGGCUCAAAUCCUGCUUCCCAUAUAAUCCAGGCUGUGUGGUCUCAAGGCCUCAGUCAACUCUUUAAGACUAUAAGUUGCAAAACAAUUGCUGAAUUGAAUUGAUAAAAGAAGUUUCCUCACCAGAAACUCUCUAUAUUAAUGAAAUGGUGGAUCCAGACCCUCCUCCUCCAAAUAGAUAAAUGUGACAGACUAAAAAUCCACAAACUGAAUGUGUGCUUUCUUACCUGCUUAUUCAUGAUGUCUGUCAGUCUUUCAUGUAUGCUUACAGUAUACAGACAAGAAGCCACUGACCCAAUAAGGGGAAUGUGCUUGGAGUUCCCUAGUGCCCAAGAGGAGGCCUGCAUUUCAUGUUGAGUGUAAAACAAAUUCUGUUAAAAUCCCAUCCAGUGUUUUAUUAUGAGAGGAAUAUGAUAGCACUAAAUCACUUCUGUCUGGUUGUGGUAUGACCACCUUGUGUUUUUGCCUUGGAGGGUGCUAAGAUAGGGGAACCUGUGUUUCCUUUAUACUGUCAUAGAUGUUCUCAGUGAAGCCUGCUGUGAGUGGAGCUGCUUCUCGGCACAAUCAUUGCAACUCUACAGUUGCAGCUCUUUGGGUCCUAUUUUCUUCACAACUACCAUGUACCCUUUAAACAUUAUGUUCUCAGGUAACACAGAGUAUGGCACUGAUGCCAAGUAGUACUGCAUGAGUAUGUCAGAGAAGAGCAGUGUUCUUCUCUUUCCCCCAUAAAAAGGCAUACACAAUCAUCUUACAUCUUCUUAAGACAGUCUGUUCCUCAUGUGUACAAGGAAAAAUUGGCUGAGUGUUUUUCCACGUUGCCUACUACAGUGUUUGUUCUGGAUGCUCUGGGCACGUAAACGUUGCUGACUGAAAAGCUAUGCUGUACAGUACAACUGUACUAAAAGGCCAUAAGCCCUAAAUUUCUUCCAAGUUUUGGAUUCUACAUGAAAACCUUUUAAGGAGAGGUCAUAAUGGUAUCUAGAGUCUUGAAGAACUGCAUUACUUGUGUCAUGUUCACGCAUAAAUUAACCUAAACAUGAAAACCCAGUGAAAAGUACCCCUUUUGUAGUUGGAAUAACAAUCCUGAUUCGGGCAAGAUCCAUGGAUAGAUUUAUAUUUUAAUUAUAAUCAAUUCUGUACAGCUAAGACAAUACAUGUUAUUAAAUAUAGACUGUAGCAUGACAAUGAAAAGACUACCAGAUUAAAAACCAAGAGCCCUCAGCUCUCAUCGUAGAGCUACCAAAUGACUAUCUAAAUAACUGUUAAUAAGUCAUUUAACCUCACAAGGUCUUUUUACUCAUCUGUUAAAAUAGAAUUGGACUCAGUGGUCCAUAAGCUCUCUUCCAUUUCUAAAAUAUUUUACUAAGCUAAGUACUUUACCGUAGGUUGAGUUGGGUGGAACUAGAUAAUUGGCACCCAGUGCAUGCCUUAACCUGUGCACUUGGAUGAGACUGUAUGAUUCAUCUACAUCAUGGAUACAGAUUAUCCUUGCGUCCUUCUUAAUGGCCUGUUUGGAUGAUGAUAGUUCAAUUAAAAGUGCUCAGCAAAACCUCCUUGGAUAUUCAGAGCAUAAUAUGUAUUAAUAGGAAUAUAUUUAAAGAAAAUGUUAAUGUAAUUAUUAAAAGUUUUAUUUUUUGAGAUUCUUAAAAGAGUAAUAAUAGGCACUUGCUUUUAAGGCCCCUGAGAUUUUUGUACAAGUUACAAUUAAAACUGAAAUUAUUGUCUUUUGAAAAUUAUGUAUGUGUUAUGUUUGUAUGUUUUCCCCUAGGUGAUUAGGAAACUAGGUGUUUUUUACCUGAGUUAACAACAAAAAAAUGAACGGAGAAUUUCCCACAUGGGAACUAAAGCUAUAGCUUGAAACUCAAUGGAGAAGGGCUGUGUGUUACUCUCUCUCAUACCUUGGAUUGGAUUGCCGUCAGUGGGGAAAAACUUAAAUUAUCUCAGUGGUGUAUUUAUCAAGUGACACAAAGAUGAUUAGGGUUGUUUGUUUUUUUUCCUAUAAAUAUUCCAUUUCAUGUGGAUACAUUGUUGUUUGAAGUGAUGAGAGUUCUGUUUCACCAAAUACUAAAAUUGAUUUCAUGGGCUUGAAUCAUUCAUCACCACUCUUGGUAUUUGCUUUCAUUUGAAACAAGUCAUUUGGAUUACUUAUCAACAACAGUAAUCCUUUAUGCCAUUAUGGAGAUUAUUGUGCCUUCUCCCCGGACCUCCUGGCUCUUUGGUCACCCUCCACCAUCUUUCCUGGGAAGGGGUGCCAGUGCUAAGCUUCUUGGAGGCUAACUGAAUGUCCCUGAUUCUGCUGCAUUGGGAGAGCAUAUUGCCAGCUUUCAUAAAGAUGCCUUUCUAAAUGUUGCAAAGAUAACUUGUUUCUUCAGUAUGUUGGAGAAAUCUCCUAUAAGAUGUAUUUGUUUAAACUCAGAGUAACUGCAGAAAAAAUGUUUUUCAGUCUUAUUUUCUUAAGAGUGUGAAAUAUCACUGACAUUUUUUAUGUUCCUUUGUUUGUCUGAAUCGAAGGUCUGUUUGUCCCCUAGUAUUCUCAGUUGAAAUGAAUUGAUUUUUUACAAAACCA
This is a messenger RNA of Trichosurus vulpecula (common brushtail), 4756 nucleotides long. It is a transcript of the gene FLVCR1, whose product is annotated as FLVCR heme transporter 1. Gene Ontology annotation, molecular function: heme binding; heme transmembrane transporter activity. NCBI's taxonomy places the organism in Eukaryota, Metazoa, Chordata, Mammalia, Diprotodontia, Phalangeridae. The transcript is spliced from 10 exons. Gene Ontology annotation, cellular component: mitochondrion; membrane. The record is from RefSeq and is a predicted model, not a curated record. Bases 1 to 1620 code for a protein of 539 amino acids. Gene Ontology annotation, biological process: transmembrane transport; heme export; erythrocyte differentiation.